This is a messenger RNA of Diospyros lotus (date-plum), 585 nucleotides long. Its product is annotated as signaling peptide TAXIMIN 1-like. The transcript has 2 exons. NCBI's taxonomy places the organism in Eukaryota, Viridiplantae, Streptophyta, Magnoliopsida, Ericales, Ebenaceae. The coding region runs from base 159 to 392 and encodes 77 amino acids. The record is from RefSeq and is a predicted model, not a curated record.
AAACGGACGGAAAGCAAAGCGAGCGUGCGAGCGAGAGAGAAAGAGAGAGAGGAGAGAAGAGAAAGAGGGAGCACGAACAACACCAGUCCUCCGGCGAAUCAGUCUCCGGCGACAUAUUUAUAUAUAGAGAGAAGGAGAUUAACAAUAGAUAGAGAAUCAUGUGCUGCGGCGACGGCGAUUGCAGACCGCUCGGCUUCCUAUUGGGCCUUCCCUUUGCCUUUCUGGCGCUGCUGGUCUCCCUCGUCGGCAUCGUGGUCUGGAUCGUUGGGCUGGCGUUGACUUGCAUAUGCCCGUGUUGCCUGUGCGUGACGGUGAUCGUGGAAUUGGCUCUGGAGCUCAUCAAAGCUCCUCUUCACGUUAUGGAGUGGUUCACCUCUCAGAUCCCCUGUUAGCUUUACUUUCCCAAUUCCCCUCUUCCUCGGUUAAUUUUUUGUACAAUUAUUGUGGCUGAAUCUCUCUGCUUCUGUCUAGUUAAUUGAAUUUUCCGUAGUUACUGAUUGUGUAAUUUAAUCUACCGUUGAUACGAUUCACUUCAGCCAUGACUUGACUUUGAUUGUGGAGUUUGGGGUUUUCCCCUCUUUUUGA